Molecule: messenger RNA, 1206 nt
Organism: Pleurotus ostreatus (oyster mushroom)
Lineage: Eukaryota; Fungi; Basidiomycota; Agaricomycetes; Agaricales; Pleurotaceae
Exons: 3
Coding region: 1-1206 (401 amino acids)
Source: RefSeq, a predicted model, not a curated record
AUGGAGGUCCAACCAGUGCCAUCCAUUGGGUUUACCAUGCAACCACAACUCGCCGAGUUAAAGCAAAACCCCCCCUCGAGUGAGGCGCAAACUUCCGAGAUAUUGCAAGUCGCGUAUGAGAUCUUCGGCUUCACUGGCACUGGAUCGGACUCGACAAUACUCCCUGCGGCAUCAAGGGUAAAUUGGGUCGUAGCUCAGAAGUGCCUAGGCGUCGCAUGGAGGGCUGGGAGUGGAAAGAUUGUGGGCAACUCCACCAGCACUGAUGUCAGUGAAGACUUGAAUAUUUCGCUUCUCUGCCACUUCUUUUCUCGCAUAAAGGACGCGAAAUCAUUAUCGGAUGUUCCUCAGUCGCUUCUUGACUUACACCAGGCUGAUAAGCCGGUGCGUAUUCCUUAUAGUAUCCCACUCCGUUUCGACACUAUUUCGGAUCCACACGCCAUCAACUACGUUCUUGGAGGCCCGUACCUCGAAGUCUCCAUCAACAACCCCCUUGCUGUAUUGUACGUCGCUCGAUGCCAGCAUCAAUGGGAAGAUACAUCGAUACCAGCAGUAGCUACACGUCUGGCAGGCGAAGGCUUCGGAUUCACCGUCGCCGCUCAUCCACUUCGAUACCUUGCCUCGAGUUUCGGAGCAGUACCAGUUACCCCCGACAAUCCACUUGGAUUUCGACCCUCCAACUAUGUUCCUACUGACACGGAUUAUCGCCACUAUGUUUCGCAGCGGGAAAAACUACUUCAAUCCCCUCGAGGGUAUGCUGCAUUAAUGGCUGGAGGGCUGGCCAGUCGUAUGGCUCGAGACUUUGUUGCACCAGAGCUAUUUUAUGCGAAGCUAUCAAGCGACCCUAAUCCAACUUUCUUUCAUCCUCUGACUACGUCAGAGCUGGACCUCAUUUAUGGUAUUUACCGUCAAGAAACAGGCCAGGUUUCUUUGUCGGGGAAGCGUCAGUUUAUUCAUAAGUCCUGGUGGCCUCCACACAAGAUCUGGACGUCAAGCAUGCUGGGAUUGACUUUUUGGACGACUGACGCAGAGGCAUGGUAUCAACGCCGCAUCACCAAGCUCAGCACUGGUCCAUAUGAAUCUACAGAUCUUAAACAUGCUCCUGCGUGGAAGAGUGCCAUGCGGCAGAAUGCAGAAGUCGCUAAGAUUAUACGAAAUAUGGAGGUAUUGGCGGAGUCGUAUAUUCGAACUACAUUAGUAACAGUAUAG